GGGCCUGGCCCUGGCUCCUGGGCUCCUUAGCAGCCGGCCCUGCCGCUUUUCUGCCUCCUCGGGCGUUGGGGGUCGCGCAGGGCGGGACAUGGGUGACCGGAAGUGGGAGCUGUGAGCGACGCCACCUGGGGCGCUGAGGCCCGAGGCGCCGUCGGGGCCACCGCGACGCACGCAUGGAGAGCGCUGGGCGUCGGCUUGCGCACCGACAGCUAACCGGGGCGCAGGGGCUCUGCAGGGCGGGGGCUUUGCAGAACCGACUGGCCUCCCGGGGCGCGGGAACAUGAGGCUCGACUUGGAGCCCGCUGCGGGCCAGGCGCACAGUGCGCGGUCUCGCACUACUCGCCGGUGAACUGCGCGGAGCGCCGGGAUUCGCCCGUCGUUGUCAGUGGCGGCAUGGUCUUCUGUCUGGAAAACGAGGUGCCGCACCGCCCGCUGCGAAGCGCCAUGGUCCACUUCCAGGCCUCGGAAGUCCAGCAGCUGCUACACAACAAGUUCGUGGUCAUCUUGGGGGACUCCAUCCAGAGAGCUGUGUAUAAGGACCUGGUGCUUCUGCUCCAGAAAGACUCACUGCUUACAGCUGCCCAGUUGAAAGCCAAGGGGGAGCUGAGCUUUGAACAGGACCAACUGGUGGCUGGGGGCCAGCUGGGUGAGCUGCACAACGGGACACAGUAUCGUGAGGUCCGCCAGUUCUGCUCGGGUUCUGGCCACCACCUUGUACGCUUCUACUUCCUCACCCGCGUUUACUCCGAGUACCUUGAGGACGUCCUGGAGGAGCUGACAUAUGGGCCUGCCCCCGACUUGGUGAUCAUCAACUCCUGCCUCUGGGAUCUCUCCAGGUAUGGCCGUUGCUCAAUGGAGAGCUACCGAGAGAACCUGGAACGAGUGUUUGUGCGCAUGGACCAAGUGUUACCAGAUUCCUGUUUGCUGGUGUGGAACAUGGCAAUGCCCCUAGGGGAGCGUGUCACUGGGGGUUUUCUUUUGCCAGAGCUCCAGCCACUCGCAGGCUCUCUACGGCGGGAUGUGGUUGAGGGGAACUUCUACAGUGCUACACUGGCAGGGGACCAUUGCUUCGAUGUCCUGGACCUCCACUUCCACUUCCGGCAUGCAGUACAGCACCGCCAUCGAGAUGGUGUCCACUGGGACCAGCAUGCACACCGCCACCUCUCACAUCUGCUUCUGACCCAUGUGGCUGAUGCCUGGGGCGUGGAACUGCCCAAGCGUGACCGUCCCCCUGACCCGUGGAUUGAGGACUGGCCAGAGAUGGAUCAUCCAUUCCAGGGAAGCCAUAGGCAGUCCCCAGACUUCGGGGAGCAGCUGGCCUUGCCUCCGCCCCCACCCUCUCCUUUACCUCCUCCCAUGUCUUUUCCCUACCCUCUUCCUCAGCCCUCACCACCUCCCUUGUUCCCACCCCUGCCCCAGGAUGCCCCUUUUUUCCCAGGCCAGCCCUUCCCACCCCAUGAAUUCUUCAAUUACAAUCCAAUGGAGGACUUCUCGAUGCCACCCAACCUAGGAUGUGGCCCUGGAGUGAACUUUGUGCCUGGCCCCCUGCCACCUCCAGUCCCUGGCCCUGUCUCCCAUGGUCAGCACCGAGGCCCAGUGGUCCACCGGGGAAUGCCACGCUGUGUUCCCAACAGCCCCUACCAUGUGCCGAGGAUGGUAGGACCCUGUAGACAACGGCUCAGGCACUCAGACAGACUGAUCCACACAUACAAACUGGACAGACGGGGACAUACCCAUUCGGGAACAUGGCCUGGUUAGAUUGGAUCUGGGCUGGGGGCUGGAUGUGCCAGUGGCCCUGCAGGGCCUGCCUGGCACCCCAGGUGUUGGGCCUGGCAUUGUUCUUGUCCAUUGCUGUCACCAAUAAAGGCAUGGAAGGACAGAGUGACAUAUUCUGUAUAAAGAAAGUGGGUCUCCCAAACCUUGGUCUUUAGAGUUGGUGAGGCUGCCUUUCACUUUCUCCAAUAUUGGACAUUUGACCUCACACUAUUUAGAAGUCAUUGAAUGCGCUCUCUGCUGUCAACACAUUCAUGUCUACCUUCACCAGAAUACAUAUACUUAGCAAAGAUUAUGGAGGGGUCUCUUGUGGUCAGCAGCUCUUUGGGCCUGGGAAAAAUCAAGGGCUAAAAUUUUGGAUCUGGCUAAUUCUUACCUGUAUGUCCCAGUUGCAUGUAAUCUUAUAUGUAUUCAAUAUUCAUCGAUUCCUGGAGGUAGAUACUUUAUCUGGCAUAAUUCUUAGCACAUAGGUGGCACUCAUUGUUUAGAACUAAACCAGAAGCUUGCAAAUCCAAAUGCAAAACCAAUUAGAAACUCACUGUUUACCUGAUGUAAUGUACGGUGGAAAAAAAUUAAACAAGCUUUUGGUUGUGGGAAACAGAAUUGAAAAAGGAAUCCAAGGUGGUUGCAGGGCCAGGGUAUUAGUAUAGAGAGUUGGCUAAACUCAAUGUGGAAAUUAAGAAAAGCAGAGGAAUUCAGCUUUGACAAGUGGUCCUGUCUCUUGGGUUCUGAUCCUACAAAGGUCAUCAGUGGUGGAAUAUGGGCUAAAAUGGUGGGAGGCAUCCAGGAUGGAUCAUGGCACUGGGCUGAUGAGUGAUGUAGAGGCAGAAAAAAAAUGAAGACCACUUAAAUAAUCAUGAAGCAGAAUGAAUGGAGGGCAUGAUACAUGAUUCUUUCACUUACUUCCUGUUCUGAUUAAUGAAUCCUUUGAAAAGGACAUUAAUAUCUAACACAAAAGGAGACAAAUAGCAGAUCAGAAAAAUUGUUGAUUCUGGCUAGCAGUCUACUAGACUAAGUGCAAGUAAAAGGAAAUGAUUAACACACAUUGGUGCUGAGGAAACAGGUACAGGCAUCCGGAAUUGAUAAAACCCUUUUGAAGUGCCAAACGAGGCAGUCUUGCAAAGACACCAGCAUGAUGCCUGAAACAAAUACUUUCGAAUAUCUUUGGUAUAAACAAAAAAGGGGACAUAACAAAAAUGAAGUUUUUUUUUUUUAUGGAAAUACAAAUACAUAAUUUUCUUGACAAAAAAAAAAAUUUUUUUUUUUUCCUUAGUAAACCCCAUCUUGGAGCAGCUCUCCAACUGCAUCCACUUUGCCCAAUCCCUUGCCACUGCUUUGUGGCUUUCCUUCUCAAAACCCUUUCCUCUGUCCAGAUGCUUUUGCAUCUCUACUUCUGGAGGCUCUGACUGUUGUUGGAGAGUACUUUGCACCUGGAUUGAUUUGCAGGAUGAAAACAAUGUGAGCUACCCAGUCUUGCUGGGCCUUCUCUGUUGCAUGCCAUCUUAUUCUCCAAGAAUUCUGUCACCUUUCCGACUUAGUCAUUCCAAGGUUUUCCCACUGGCUUCUGGAACUCCAUCCUGACUCUAGAACUCUCUAUGAGCAACCUUGGUACUGUUUAAUGUGCUCAACAUCCCCUGCAUUCUACCUCUGUUUUUUAUUUCCACCCCAUUUUGCUCUGUGGCUUACCUCACCCAUGGUGAAGUUUCAUAACCUUUAUAUCUAUGUCCUGACCCUUUUUACCCUGAAAUUUUCAGCUUUAAAAUGUGCUGAAAUAUCUUAUUCUCUUUAAACUUGAAUUUUAUCAUAAGAAUAGAAUAAAGACAUUAUUUUCAAUUUGUUGUCAUAUAAGCUUGUGUAGUACAAAUCACUUGUGAAAACUUGACUCCUGUAUUACAGAUUUUAUUCAGUCAUGACUGGGAAACAAGAAACUUAAAAAUAGCUUUACACAAGCCAUCAUUUGCAUUUAAAUUAUUUCCUGGCUUUUGUUUUGAGACGAAAAAAUAAUGAAAAUCUUAUGUUCCCCCAGUAUGUAGGCCCACUAUUGGCUCAGAACAGAACUCAAACUGUGUUGUCUCAGAAACCAUAAUUGACCAUUAACAAGGCAUUCAGUAAGACAGUCUUGCUUUGUCUCCUUCUCAUGGAAUCUUGGUUUUGUUUUUUUGAAUCUUGGUUUUCAAAGAAUAUAUCCAGUAUUCAUUCCUUUGCCAUACCAAGAUAUUCCUAAAAGGAGCAAAAGAUGCAUGAGCACUUUACUCUCAUUUCAGCCUUUCCUCUCCAGGGGGGAAAUUUUUUUUUUAAAGGAAGGUUAAAACUAGUGGAAUUGCUUUUUUCAGAAUAUUUGAUCUAAACUGGAAGUUUUCCAACAAAAGUGGAUAACUUGCCUUCUGUUAAAUUAUUCAGUUCUUGGCAUAGAUUGUAUGUCCAAUUAGGUGUCAGAGUACAUCUGAGACAUGUAAUAGUGAAAGAUAAACUCUGAUUGCAAGUAAAUGCAUCUAUUCUUUCUUUUUAAGUUAGCUUUAUUGACAUGUAAUUUAUAUACAAUAAACUGCAUAUAUUUAAAGUG
This is a messenger RNA of Sciurus carolinensis (gray squirrel), 4336 nucleotides long. RefSeq names its product PC-esterase domain containing 1A (gene Pced1a). Bases 394 to 1758 code for a protein of 454 amino acids. The transcript is spliced from 8 exons. The record is from RefSeq and is a predicted model, not a curated record. NCBI's taxonomy places the organism in Eukaryota, Metazoa, Chordata, Mammalia, Rodentia, Sciuridae.